Molecule: messenger RNA, 330 nt
Organism: Triticum turgidum subsp. durum (durum wheat)
Lineage: Eukaryota; Viridiplantae; Streptophyta; Magnoliopsida; Poales; Poaceae
Source: the annotation of a GenBank genome assembly
AUGAGCUUGCUGCGAUCGAAGCUCGUGGCUGUCGUUCUGGUCAUGACAGUAGCUGCUGCUGGCGGCCUAUCCUUGCUGAGCGCGGAAGAAAGGCCAGCUCUAUCUCUACUCCGUGGCAUGGCGCCGUCAACGCCGAACUCGGUGGGGGCCGUCGAGUUGCCGUGGCGGCGCCAUGUGCUGCGCCGGGGACAGAAGAUCCUGGCCUGGCGGUGGCGCCACAAUCCGCCCUCCGGCCCGAGCAGCCGUGGUCACGCCGUUGUCACCGUCUCGCCGGACGACGAGGAGAAGAAACAGGGUCCCGCAGAAAGCAUUGGUCCAUCAGUGCCAUGA